UUUUGUUUAGGACUGCUCUAACUAUCGUAUAUACGAUCGAGAGGUAGUGGAAUUGAGUAAAGAUGUUUCAUUGUUAAUCCUCGUUCCUUCUCCUGAGGACGUGUGUUCUUGUCCCGGUGAUGGCGAUAUCUUCUCAGAUAAUGAUAGAUUUUUAUCCAUUCCUGUUCCUGUUUUUGAAAUGAGUAAGUAGCUUUUUUCCUGUAGUAACACUGGAUCAAUAAGAGACGAUUCUUACUGGAGCUCUGGGGAGAACAGUUUAGAACUGAUAGAGCUAUCCAGUAUAAAUAAAGUUAGUGUAGUUUAGGUUUUCUGCUGUAGUAACACUGGGUCAAUAAGGGAUGCCUCUUACUGUACCUCUAGGAAAAACAGUUUAAACUGAUAGAACUAUCCAAUAUAGAGGAAGUUUGUUUAGUUCAAGUUCCUUCUGUGGUAACACUGAAUCAAUAAGAGAUGGCUCUUAAAUAAAGUUAGUUUAGAUUAGGUUCCUCCUGUGGUGACACUGGACAAAUAAGGAAUGACCUAAACCGAAGAACGGUUUAGAAAUAUACAUUGAUAUGUAGUAAACUCAAUUUCUUCAUGUUCAUUUUCAGAUGUAAUGAAAACGUAUCAAAACCAGUUCAUAUGUCAUUAUUCAAGACUUUCCUCCAUUCUUGACAUGGCAUCGUUAAUCAAUCAACAGGAUUGCAGAAAGGUUGGUUUGAAAUUAUAAUACACCCCCCCCCAUCUCUUAAUCUCUUACAAUCACUUACAAGAGUAAUGUAAUCUUUUUAUACAUGCGGCUGUAUGAAAAUUGAUGUUGUCAAAGUACCAAAUUUUUUUGCAGGCGAUCUUGGAAGAUGAAGUGAAGGAGACGAAGUCAGCACAAGACACACUUAGUAAUUUUCAAAAGGUAAAUUUUAAAACGAACUGUAUUUAUCUGGGGCCAGUUGUUCAAAGGUCGGUUAACUUCGUCCUAGAUUAACAAUUUCUUCAAAGCAAUCUUCCCAAUAGAAAUCUUGUCCGGAUCAACAGAAAUUUUAUUUUCCAAAGUUUUGAAGUAAUCUGACAUGCGGAAGCACUCAAAUCAAAACAGUAGGUUAAGUUUUAACCCAUGCUGAGACUAUAGCUAGUCUAGCUUUGAACAACUGGGCCCCCUAGGUACACACUUAAAAACGCACAAGUUGUUACAAGUCUGCAAACAAGUUGUUACAAAUCUGUUCACAAGCUGUCGACAAGUUGGGUUCGCACUGCUUGUUCCCAGUUGUUGUAACAAGUUUGGAACAAGCUGUUAACAACUUGUAACAAGCUGAUUAUCAGACUUUAUCAGACUUGUUACAAGGUUGUUCUAACAAGUCUGAUACAGUCAUGAUAUAACAAGAAUGUUACAAGGUUGACGACACAAGGUUGCAACAAUAUUGUUAUGUCAUGACUGUAUCGGACUUGUUGGAACAAUCUUGCAAUAAGUCUGAUAGUAUCAACAAGGUUGUUACAAUUUGUUAACAGCUUGUUCCAAACUUGUUGACAACUUGGGACAAGCAGUGCGAACACAACUUCUUGACAGCUUGUUGGCAGAGUUGUUACAAGAUGUGAAAUUUUUGCGUAUGUAGUUUUAUCAAUCCAGAACUGUUCACCCUGAAGGUCCAGUAAGGACCAUCACUAACUGAUACAAUGUUACUGCGAAGAAAUUCUAUACAACCGUACAUUUCUCUUGUAGGAAUUGGAUGAGACGUGGAAAGGGAUGAGAUGGUUGUUGGACAUCUUACAUUAUUCACGUGACCGCGAGAGUGUGAGUGGUAUACCGCUGGACCUAGUAUUUGACACGCGCCGUCCUUGUAGUCCAGAACCCUACGACUCGCAUCGGAAACACUCGGAAAGAAAGAAUUCGACCAACGGUUCUAACGGUGAGAAAAAAAUUAAAAUCUUUAUUGGGCAGUAAUCUUUAACAGGCAAUUUUUUUCUAUUUCGCGUAUUUGUGAUGAAAGGCGUUAAAAACCUAAAAUCUUUGAAAAGAAAAUGAGACGAUAAUGGUAAAAUAUUGUCAAUUAAAAUACAAUCAACAAUGCGCUUUAAAAUUGACGCCAUAUUCGCAGCAAUGUAAGCAAAACCUAUUGAACUUCAGACAUCAUUUUUUCUUUGGCGUACCAUCUAAAACCUCUUGAUUUUAGCAUUAUUUUACAGGUAAAGCACUGAACAUACUUUUGAUUGAAAUAUUUCGUAUUAAUUUUAAGUUCUUCGAACUCUGUGGUUUAAGUUCAUUGAGGUUUAAGUUGAACUCUGUGGAACAGCAGAUUACUGCAUGAUCAAGUGACGAGAGAUGGACAACAGUCUUCUUUGCUGAACUUGUGUCACAUUAAAACAUUUCUAGGAAUUACUCCGAUACCAGAAAGUGGAGUUCUCAAAAUAUACUCGGCGUGUGAAACUGGUCUAGCUCCUGGAAAAAGUGUUAAGGUGGGUGUGCGCUGUUUAGUUUUAUUUUUGAACUGAUCUGACAUGACGUCACAGCGCCGGUGAUGAUGCAUCUGGGGGACAAAUUAGCAAUCUAUGCAUAAUAUAACUUUUUGUAAACCACGCAAAUUUUGUAAAACUUUAUAAUAAUUUUGUAUUAAAAUAGUUAAUUUUUGCGCUGUAUGUGGUUGUUGUACCCGAACAGAUAUUGUUGGGGAGCAUCUGGAGGACACUGUAAGGAUUUGUGACGUCAGUGCAAUGGGUCUAUAUAUUCGGCAGACAAUGUCACUAAAGCUAAAUUCUACCUGUACCUUGGAUUAUAGUUUUGUGUUAUAUUCCUAAAACUAUUAUUGAGAUUCUCAGUGCACCGAAGUAUUUUUUUUUUAAAAAUGUAACAUGACAAUAUGACAUCCAGUUUGACAACUUGUUAGUAUCACUUGUCAGUAUCACAGUGUCCGAGUGUCGAUUUAAUUGAUAUUUGCAGAAAAUUUUCGAUGUUUUUUUGCGCUCCCAGAAAGCAAAAUAUUUUCCCACUCGCUUUAUCAGUUCUAAGCUGUUCUCAAUAGAGCUCCAACAAAGCUCAUCCCAUAGGUGCACGAGCAUACUGCAUGAUUUUCGUGUAUAUACGCUCGUGCUUAUGAACAAACUGGAUUUUGAUAUCCCAUGAGCACGCUCUUGUGUAUGUAUCAAAGUCCUGUAAAAAGCUCGUUAGCAUGCUUAUGAGCAUAUGUUAAUAUGUAAUAAUUUUAAAUAAUUUUCUUGUAUAUAUAUAUAUAUAUAUAUAUGAUGCUCAUGAGCACCCUCAUAUGAGCAUUCCGGAUUCUGAUACGUCCUCCCAUAUCCCAUCUCAUACUCAAUUGCAUCUUCUUAUCCCCUCUAGCUCCACGUAUCCCCGUGCACGACAGUCCAGCAAGUUGUCCAGCUGGUCGUGAGGCAGUUGGAAAAACUCGUGAAGCAAAAGAAACCCGAUUUGAAAGAUCUGACAGAAGAAAAACUUAAAGAAUUCUGUUUAGUCGCCGUAAUCGGCGCCCGCGAACGAUGUCUGAACGAUGACUGUAAAAUACUGCAGCUACAGAACCCUUGGGUGAAAGGAAAGCUAUUUGUGCGCUUGCGCGUCGAGGCAAUUGCCGCUGACAAUCGAUCGCCGUCGACUUCAGUCUGACCCAAAUCAUGUGAGGGGUUUCGCUCACUGAUCUGAAGUGAGAAUAUUGGCUAAAGCCAAAUGAAUUGGUUUCACUAAGCACUAUUGUUCAGCAGAUGAUGGUCAACUAGGAAAUAAGGGCAAUUCUUUCUCAUUAGAUGUAAAGUAAAACCCCGCAUAUAAGAACCUAGAUUUUCCAAACAGGUUCUCAUGCAAAUGUUCUUACCAGGAAUUUAGGCUAAACGCGUUCUUAAAUAGGCUCUUAUUUUCUUAAGAGAAAAGCGACUUAUUUUAGGGAGGUACGCUAAUAUGAUUUCCAUAAACAAUGCACAAACGAUCUAAAAAAUGACAGAAAAUGCACUAUACCAACCCUAUAUGCACGUUACAGCUACACUGAUCGUAAAUUAUGGCUUAAUUUUUUCUCUAUUUGGUAUUAUAAGAAUUGUUUUGAAAUUCUAGCCUGAACAGGUUCUUACUUAAAGGGGGUUUAAAUAAAAUCUUUUUGCCUAACAGGUUCUUAAAUUCUAGGUUCUUAUAUGUGGAGUUUUACUGUAGUAGUCUUAUAUUUGGAGGCUUAGGGCCUGUUCAUAUGAUCCCGCUUACCGGGACGUCUCGCUUACCGAGACGAAUAUUUCCGUGCGUUCAUAUGGAGUAUUUCGUCCCGCUUGCCGAGAUGAAAUUACAUUGUAGUUCUAUAAUUAGCGUAUGCAAAACUUCUACAUUUCAGUCAAGCAACACAAAUACUUAGCCAUUUUAGUGUUUUUCUUCGUUUAUUUACAAGAAAAAGUAUUGCUUCAGGUGGUUAUUUAAUACUUGUUUACAAAACAAACAUAAAACCAAGUAAAAAGUGUUAAAUUAAACCGGCAAGACUUGUUUCACUACAUCCCGGUAAGCGGGCUGGCGUGUUCAUAUGGAAACAUUUUCAUCCCGCCUACCUAUGAUCUCGGCAAAUUCAAACGAGAUCUCGGCAAGCGGGCCAGCUCGCUUUCUCAUAUGAACACAAUGCAAAAUUUUAUAGGAAAAUAGAUAGGCGGCGAGAUCAUCGGUAAGCGAGACGUCCCGGUAAGCGGGAUCAUAUGAACAGGCCCUAAGGGAAUAGAUUUGAGAGAUGUAGAUUUUCUAGCAGAAACGUAUAUUUGACGCUUCGCUAAGCAUGAAUAUAUUUAUUUGACCAUCAUUGCUGCGCCGUAUUCCUUGCUGAAACUCGCCAAUGCACACAUACAAAAUAUUUUGAAAUUUAAAAAUAUAUGAAGAGAUGGACAUAGUUCUAUUAUAGAUUCAAAAGAAUAUUAUUAUUGCUGUAGACAGCAGUGUGAGCUGGGCUCAUUUGUUUAUAUUGUAGAAAAAAAAUUAUUUGAAAAAUAGUAUUAUAAAUAGUCGUUUUAAAUUUGGUAUUGUGGAAAUAUAUUGUCUGUUUGGUUCGAGUGAAUGGUAAACACGGUAAAACGUCGGUUGUAGGGUGUAGCUGCUUGAAGAAUAUGUUCAGAGGCUUUUAGAAACGUCUGGCAUAGACUAGAGCAAAGAAACAUCAGCUCCGUCACUCAAUUUUGGCCACAAAAGUUUGCGUGAUUUAAUAUUUUAAAAUUGGAAAUAUCUAGAAAUAUCAGGCAUGAUUUAAUUUGUUUUCAGAGGUCUGGAUUAUUCAUCUUGCGUGUG
This is a messenger RNA of Paramuricea clavata, 5221 nucleotides long. NCBI's taxonomy places the organism in Eukaryota, Metazoa, Cnidaria, Anthozoa, Malacalcyonacea, Plexauridae. The record is from the annotation of a GenBank genome assembly.